Molecule: messenger RNA, 1098 nt
Organism: Thrips palmi
Lineage: Eukaryota; Metazoa; Arthropoda; Insecta; Thysanoptera; Thripidae
Product: phosphatidylinositol N-acetylglucosaminyltransferase subunit H-like
Exons: 5
Coding region: 189-770 (193 amino acids)
Biological process (GO): GPI anchor biosynthetic process
Cellular component (GO): glycosylphosphatidylinositol-N-acetylglucosaminyltransferase (GPI-GnT) complex
Source: RefSeq, a predicted model, not a curated record
CAACAACAUACGGAAGGGGUGUCUGUGAAAACUCUCAAACAAUCAAAUAGAUUGGACGGUGGCCUUCUUAAUCAGGAGAUGAGUCGUAGAGGACUUCAAUGCUUGACCUUUGAGAAGAGAAGUUUCAAGACAUUACAAUUUAUUUAAUUACUUUGCCAACCAAAACGAAGUGUGGCAAGAGUGUCAAGAUGAUGGAUAUAUUGUUUGAUGGUGAAAAAAUAAGCCAGCACGAGAGUGUUAAUGGUCAUAUAAUCUUGCUUCGAAAAAGAACUAUAGGGAAAUCUGUGUGCGUUGAGUACACAGUUCAGAAAGAAAAUUUACCACUGUACAAAUCUGGAAUAUUUCAUCUUCUAUCAGUUUCUGUUUUACUUCUCUCUGUCAGUGCAUAUGCCAGCUCAUUGCUUGGCAUUUUAUUCUUUGCGCUUUUGGGCUUAAUACUGUUUUACAUCCUGUUUUGGGAUGUUGAGAAAGAAGUCUUGCUUGUGACUGUUCCACUUGGACUGCAGUUUACUUCCUUCUUCAAAUCAGGCCAACAAACAACAUGUUACAUUCCGUGGCACUGUGUCAAAGAUGUAUACAUUAUAGAAACUGUUUCAUUUCACAGGGUGUUGUAUAAUCUUGUGGUUUUGACACAACCUGAUCAAGAUUCCAAGCAGUCAUCUCAGAAACUGAUUCCCCUUUUUCAGGGAACAAAACCUCGCAUCAGUUGCCUGGAAAAAAUAUAUCAAGGAAUUUAUGAUCUUUUUCCAGAAGAAAAUUCUAAAAUCUAACCACACAUCUUGUUUAAAUUCCUACCCAGCGAGAAUUCUUGAGAUCAUUAUGAUGAGUGAAAUUAGUUCAAUAACUCAAAAAGAGUAUUUAAAUUUGUAUUUUGUGAAUUGUAUCUGUGACAACUAUUGUUAACAAUUAAUUCUAUCCAAAAAGACAAAAAGAAAUCUGUAAUAAUUCUUACGUGUCACCUUCACCUGUGCUUUUAAGCGGUGGCUUAUGUGGAUUUCCAUCUGGCUGUUUCUUACUCAAUGUUUUGAUGAAAUAGGACACACAAGUAGUUGAGCUUUCAAGAAAACUCGGUUUAAAAAAUUCUGCAGUAUGUCGAAA